Messenger RNA from Phlebotomus papatasi, 8507 nucleotides. RefSeq names its product protein phosphatase Slingshot (gene ssh). Gene Ontology annotation, biological process: actin cytoskeleton organization; negative regulation of actin filament polymerization; protein dephosphorylation. Gene Ontology annotation, cellular component: cytoplasm. The coding region runs from base 372 to 4229 and encodes 1285 amino acids. Lineage: Eukaryota; Metazoa; Arthropoda; Insecta; Diptera; Psychodidae. The transcript has 8 exons. The record is from RefSeq and is a predicted model, not a curated record. Gene Ontology annotation, molecular function: actin binding; protein tyrosine/serine/threonine phosphatase activity.
AAAGUUCGUGCAUUGUUGUCACAUUUUCCCGUACGUCAGACUUUGCAGGAAGCUCGCGAAUUUUCCGUGAAAAAGACGUGAAAAUCAGUGUUUUCUCCGUGGAUUUGCAUCAGCAUUUGUUUUUCAUAUCUCCAAUUUGCCGUCACCAGUGUAUUUGUCUGCCGCGGGGCACGGCAAACAGGAGAAAAGGUGUGGUGAAAAGUUGAUUGAAGAAGUGUUGUACUGUGUGGUGUAAAAAUGGCGUUUUGAAUUCUGUGGCUAGAAAAUGCGACUGGUGGUCUGAGUGAUGGUGAGGUCGAGUGCUUGAGUGGAUUGCAUAAGAGGUGAGGUGGGAAGGCAGCACCCAAGGCACCUCCGGACACUGAGACACUAUGGCGCUGCUGACAAUUCAACGGGAUCCUCGAGUGUUGGAUACGGGCAAUGGGCAAGAUGAGGAGGAGAACGUGAAGACGAUCAAAAGCCUCAGUGAGUGCUACUUUGCUGGAAAAGGAUCAGCUCUUAUGCUUGGAUCAAAUGAGCAUUUACGUGCAUCGUGCGAUUUUGGCCGUUUAAGUGCCAUAUCCACGUGUUCAUCCUCAACAUCCAUGUCGUCAUCGAGUCACACAGGAGGUGGCCAGUCGGCCGGACAGGUGUCUGCGCCGGGAGGUGGUCAGGUGACAUCGAGUACGGUGAAUUCGUCAGAUAUUCAUCAACAUCUUCAGUCGAUGUUCUAUCUGCUGCGCCCAGAGGAAACGCUCAAAAUGGCUGUCAAGUUGGAAUCUGCACGCGCUGGUCGCACAAGAUACUUGGUGGUUGUGUCACGAUUCGUGAAGAAUCGUCUGCAGCAGACAUUGUCACUGCCCGACUGCCAGCAGCACCAUCUCAGCAAGAUGCAGAGUCAGAUGGUGGUGAGGAGUGCAACAAGUGGUUCGGUCAAUCGCAGACUCACUGCAAGUUGUCCGUGCACGAGACAAUGCCACAGACAGUCAAACAGUGGUCAGGUAGAUGACAAAAGUGAUGUGAGAACAAAGUGUUGUGGGGGAGGAGAUGGUCAUCAGGACAGCAUUAGGGAUGGGAAAUGUGACAAAGUGACUUGCUCAGAGUGUACAAAUGAUGAUUGUGUGUCUGACUGUUGUGGGUCAGCUAAAUUGUGUGGCAGGAACUACGAUGAAGAGGAAUCGUGUCUUUUGGGUAUUGAUUGCAAUGAAAAGUCUACAGUAGGUUUGGUGUUGCGCAUCUUGGCGGAUACAUCAAUACGUUUGGAUGGAGAUGGUGGAUUUAGUGUCAGUGUUUGCGGGAGGACACAUAUUUUCAAGCCAGUUUCAGUUCAGGCAAUGUGGUCUGCACUUCAGACAUUGCACAAAGUGUCUUCGAAGGCUAGAGAAAACAAUUAUUUUGCUGGUGGCCCAUCACACGAAUGGGUAUCGUACUAUGAGGAGCAUAUUGAGUCAGAUCGUUCAUGUCUCAAUGAGUGGCAUGCGAUGGAUUCACUGGAGAGUAGACGUCCACCAUCACCAGAUACGAUAAGGAAUAAACCAACUGAACGAGAGGAGACUGAACGUGUUAUCAGGACGGCUCUCAAGGAGAUUAUGAUGUCAGUGGAUCUGGAUGAAGUGACAUCAAAGUACAUCCGAGGACGUCUCGAAGAGCACUUGGAUAUGGAUUUGGGUGAAUUCAAGUCAUUCAUCGAUCAAGAGAUGCUGAUAAUUUUGGGUCAGAUGGAUGCUCCAACUGAGAUCUUUGAUCAUGUAUACUUGGGUUCAGAGUGGAAUGCCAGCAAUCUUGAGGAAUUACAGCGCAAUGGUGUUCGUCAUAUUCUCAAUGUGACACGAGAGAUUGACAAUUUCUUUCCGGGAAUGUUUGACUACUGCAAUAUUCGUGUGUAUGACGAUGAAAAGACGGAUUUGCUGAAGCACUGGGACAAUACUUUCAAGUACAUCUCAAAAGCCAAGAAACAAGGUAGCAAAGUACUUGUGCAUUGUAAAAUGGGAGUUAGUAGGUCAGCAUCUGUGGUGAUUGCCUAUGCCAUGAAGGCGUACAAUUGGGACUUUGACAGGGCAUUGAGGCAUGUGAAGGAGAAGAGGACGUGUAUUAAGCCCAAUAAGAGUUUUAUGGCACAACUUGAGACGUAUCAGGGGAUGUUGUAUGCCAUGAGGAAUAAGGAUAAGUUGCAGAGGAGUAAGAGUGAGACAAAUCUGAAGAGUACGAAGGAUGCUAGGCUAUUGCCGGGCAGUGAACCAACACCACUCAUACAGGCUCUAAAUGGGGCAAUGGGAGGUGGGAAUUUGUUGCAGGUGUCCGGGGUGGAUUUGAAGAAAUUGGGCAGUAGACCAAAAAGUUGGUCACCCAAUAAUGCAGCUGAUGGUCCAGAAGUGGUUCUGGCUAAGCCACAGUCGCAGAGUUUGGAGAAUUUGGGACCGCCAAAGGGGGGAAAGAAGGCGGCAGGAGGAGGAGGAGGAGGAGGAGUAGGUGGUAGUGGUAGUACGAAAACUGUUAGAUUGCCCUGCAGCAAUGGUCAGAACUACAGUGUGUCGCAGAAUCAGGUGGUGCAUCUGCAGGAGCACAAUCCAAAUAGUCAAAUCUUCACUGAAUCCCUCGUUGUGCCAUCUGUGAAGUCCAUUGUGAGUGAGUUGGAGUCCACAAAUUCGGGGAUUGUGAAGGUGGUUAGGGAGAAGAAGGCACUCAGUUUGCAUCUGACAGUGACUGAGGGUGAACGGGGUAGUAGGAAGGAGACAUGGGAUCCGGGUGAAGGAGGAGGGGAUCUGGGGAAAGAAGUUGAAGAAGAGGUAGAUGACAGCUGUAGUGUUAAAAGUAGUGUAAAUACAAAUAGCACUCAAUGUGCUGAAAAAAAAUGUGAUAGUCCACAGGAUGAUGGACCAAAUCUUCCAGUUGACACCAUCAAGUGUCCGGAAGCCGAAGUGGACAUUUCGGUGGCUGGGCAUGAAGAAGAUGGGGUGAAAAGUGAGCCUGGUACUGCUAAAGUUCCGGGUAGAGCACAAGGAGAUCCAUUUUCUUCCCAACUUGACAGGGUUUUUGAUCGGGAGGAGCGCAAACAGACCCGUCUUGGGACUUUCCCACCAACUCAUGCUACUGUCGUGGAAUUGUCCACGUCACAGGAGAACGUUGUGUCACGCAAUAGUUCCUGGAGUAGUGUAGAUUCAGCUGUUGUCUUGGGGUAUCCGGGAGAUGUGAGAGAAGUACCCUCGAGACAUUCUUCUUGGGGUUCUGGUGAUACUCGAACACUUCCAUCGCGCAAUAGUUCAUGGGGAUCAUAUGAUAUUCGUGUGACACCUCAGACAAAUGCCCAAGAUCCUGGUCAGAUAGUUAUGGGACAAAGUGGGAUAUUCCCAUAUGAUCGAGAUGAGAUUCCCUGGCAUCCGGGAACGGUGAAACGAACAAAGCAGAGGCUUGAGGAGAGGAAUUUUGUGAAGAGAAUCUGUAGUGAUGAAAAGGCAGAGGAAGAGGCAGAGAAGCCAAUUCCGCAGGCACGGAGUCAAAGUGAGGAAUUUCUGGCCAGAAAGUCUUCCUUUCAGCUCAUACAGCUGUCAGCUUCAGCACCAGCGGCUACAUCUGGCACAAUGGAGGAGGAGGAGUCUGGGAAGAGGAAUCUCGCCAAUCGUACUCUAAAGUAUCGUCAUUCAAUGGAUGAGACCACGGACAAAAAGCCCACGAGGUAUCAUACACUGAAGGAGGGUGAAGAGUGUCCGUCGGGUCCGAGUGGAAUGGUGCAGAGCCUAAAGAUGAAUUUUGAGGCUAAAGCCACUGAAGAGGCGGGAAGUGGAAAGAAAAAAGGUCGAUCUCUGCCAUCAUCUCCAAUUGCCAUUCACAUUGGUGUCCAGGACAAGAAUACCCGAACUGUCCAGGUUGCCCAGACACCCGCCGACGAGACAAAUGUCCGUGGGCUCGUGGAUAAGUACGAAGUGGCCAAGAUGCGAGCUAAACCACCGCCAAAUCAUGCAAGACAGCGUCCAAAGUCCGUACUGGAAGUGAAGACUUUCCAAACUCCCGGACUUCAUGCAACAAAACCUCUUCUCAUCAAUCACAGCAAAAUGACAAAGUCUCUGCACUGCCGGACGGAUGAAUAUGCCAGACCACCGGUGCCACCGCCAACAGUUCGCAAUGCCCUCCUCCUGCCCAAGACGCUGUCGAAGAAGGUGCAGCAACAGCAGCACGGAAAGACGCAUCCUCUGACCAAACUGGCAGUUGGGAAGAGCUACACUAGUGCAGCAGCGCCCUACAACACCAUGUAAAUAAACAUGGGGUGGUGCCCCAUGGGAUCUCUGCCCUCUGCAAAUAAAAACAAAAAAAAAUUUAUAGGUAGUAAAAUUGCCAGUUCAAUCAGCAAUAGCUGUAUCGGGAAAUUUUUUAAAGAAACUUUUUUAGAAAAAAAAAACUUUGACAAUGCAAAUCAUUUGGAAAUUGCGGUUUCUGCAUAAAAGCUUGUACUUUUGUAAAUUAAUCAUACCCUACGAUUAAAUAGAUGGAUUUUAUGGAGAAAAUAGCUGGAAAGCAUUUCGAAAAUUUUGUACUUUGUGAGUUUUUCGUGAUUUCUCAAUAAAAUUGCGAUUCCGGAAGUAUUUUAUCAAAUUUUGCAAAGUUAUUAUUUUGGAACUACAGUAGACUCUGUCAACUUCGGUCAUUUGGGAUCGAAAUGUCACCCGAAUUAGGGAGAAAUUCGGGCAACAAACUUUUUGAAAUGCAACGAUUUUUUGUUCAUCUGCAUGCACUGCACAUAUUAAGUUUACAUACUCAGAUAUAUUGUAAAUUUCAUGAAAAUCCCUUAAUAAUGAAAAUCACAUCAAAACUAAGACAAACCAUGGUAAACUUAAGGAUAUUUGCUUCAUUCGAUAAUCAUAAUCAAACUUGAAAAAUGUCAACAAAUUUUUUUCAAAUUUAACUGCCGCCCGAAUUAAAAAGUAGCCCGAUCUUAAAAGAGCCGAAUUAGCGAGAGUCUACUGUAAUUGGAACUAAUUAAUUCUGGAUAAAAUUAAGCCAAGACCUCAGAAUGAACCUAAUUCUGUUAUUUGAGACACACUAUCUUAAUUUGCAGUGAAGAUGAGUUUCGAUUCGGGCAGCAAAAUCCCGAAUGUUCAAAAUUCUGAAAGGGAUGAAAUUAUAUGGAGGACGUGUACAAUAAUUUCCUAAGACACAGAAAAUUUCCCUUUGCCUUCAGCAAGCGCGGGUGCAAUCGUAGGAGUAGCUAUGACACUUUUAAGAAUUCGGGAUUUUGGCUUUCGGGAUUUUGGUCUAUUCGGGAUUUUGACCGAGACCCAUUUAUUCUAACUACACUCAGUCCCGGGAUUAAGCACAUUUUCGGGAUCGAAAAAAAUGCGCGAAAUGGCAUUAUACAUCGAGAAAAUUUGCAUACCCGCAGGAGAUUUCUUUUGAAUAAAUCUGCCGUAGAACGCAUUUCGCGCGGAAUAAAAGUAGUCAGAACAAAAGAUUCAACUGUUUAAAAGGAAUGUAUUAACAAAUAGUAAUUUUUGGCCAAAGUUAUUUAAUAAAUUGUUAGAAUAUUUAAAAAUUUCACCUCAAUAAAAGAAAUUAGAGUUUUAUUCUGAAAAAAAAGGCAGCGUUUUCAAAUUUCCCGCGUCACACGAUAGUAUACAUUAAGGCGUCUUUCAAAAAUGAUUUCAGAAAUUGACUCCCAAUGAUAGGCAAAUUUGCAUAAUUAUGCAUAAUUUCGUCAGGUGCAUAAUUCCGAAGUGCAUAAUGCGGGGACUGAGUGUUUAUAACCCUAAAAUAUAACGGAUCAUUGAUUGCAUUUGUACCAAAUUUAAUACACUUCUUAAAAUGUUAUUAAACUUGAAACAUUUUGCACAUUGAAACCUUUAACUUCUACUUCAGUCCUUCUAAUUUAGCUUAAAAUAUUAGGGGAAAGUUCUCUCUCUUCGAACGUUUAUGCCUUCGAAUAAUAUGAAUUUCUUUCACUUUUCCUGAAAGAUUUCCACAUAAUUGUCACAUGAUUAUCAAUAAUUGAUAAUAAGCUAACUAAUAUAAUAAUAAUAAUAAAAAAAGCUUCAUCGUGGAAAUGGGACCCAGAAGACUUAUGACACUUCUGGAAAUGAAUAGAUAAACUCGUGAAAAAAAAGAUGGUUGUCAAUUUGACACCAAAAAGAUUCUUCAUGCUGUCGUAUCUCUGAUCGCAUACCUUGUCGUAUUGCUAUUGCAAAGCAAAAAAAAAAUUAAUGGAAAUGCUUAUGUCUCUUAGAACAACUUAAAGAAAAUUCAUAUUAUUCGAAGGCAUGAACGUUCGGAGGGAGAGUACUUCCCCUAAUAGGGUCGGAGGAACGUCUGUUCGACAGGGAACCCCUAUUGACACUUUUGUCAAAAUGUUGAAAAUUAUUUAAUGUAUCUAGUAAAACAUAAGUAAUAUAACGUUUUUUCUGUAAUAUACCUUUUACUAUAAACAGAGAUGUUCAAAUUUCAUAUCCCAAAUGGUACAGAGUAGGGUGUCAAUAGGUGCUGACACGAGUUCUCAAAGUGUCAAUAGACGUUCCUUUCACCCUAGUUCAAAUGUAUUUGUAUGUAUUUACAAGUUUGUUUGAAAUUGAAUUUUACAAAGCAUUUUUAGAUGAUUUGUUUUAAAGUAUGCCAUUCAUCCUGGGAUAAAUCUUUAAGUGGUGAAUCUCUAAAUCUGCUUUUUAAACCUGAUUCUUAUUCUUUUAUUAAGGCUUCAAAAUACAGAUUUUUUUGGUAAUAUUGAAUUAAAUAAAACGUCUUCACUCAUCAUCUUUUUACUCGUAAUUUGAAAUCUAUAUAUCUGACACUAAUUCUUUAACUUAAAAUCUUGAGUUUAUACUGGCUUCAGACCUAAGACUUAGCUAUAUGGCUUAACUGCUCUAAUUUUUUAUCAAUCAUGAUUUUUUGGAAAAAUUUAACUUAUAAUUGAAUUAUUAAAGAUAAAUAACCUAUUAGUCCAUUAAAAAGCAAUGAAAUUGCUCGCAAUUUAAGAUUCUGAGACCUUUGGGAACUGGGCUAAACCUCUAGCCUGAAGACCGCUUUACUUUAUCUCAGAAUUGGAGAGAUAUGGCUUUAUUAUUUGAAAUUGAAAUACUUUCGAUUGACUUUUCACAAUGUUACGAAUUGCUUAACCUAGUCAAGUGGCAAAUUGACCAGUAAAUAAUUAUACAGUGUAGAAGUAUCCAGAACAACUUUACAAAUAUUGUUAUUUAAUAGUUCUCAAGGGGUGAUUAAGUGUGCUACAAUUCACUUAAACUUCUAUUUAAACAUUUUUGCUUUUUCUUUCCUUUUAGUUCACUCAAAUACCCGCUUAAUCUCCUCUUGAUAGUACCAGUAAAAUAAAUAAACAGAGCUUUCGGCAACAAAGGUAAUUUUGAAAUUUGAAGAGCAGAAGAGAUCAAGAAGAAUUAUAUAUUAAAAAUACAUUUUAUAUUGAUUUUGAUAUAAAACAUUGUUUUAAGAAUCAUAUUGAAAACGAUUUAAGAGCAAAGAAAACUGCCUAAAUGAAGCAAUUUGUAAAAAUUUGAACAACCAUGUAGCUAUUGCUGAUUGAGAAGGCCUUAUAUAAAAUUAUAUUGCAAUUUUGGCGAAAAAUAUCAUUCUCUCGCGCAUUCUUUUUUAGUGAAAACAAUCUUUUUGGACUUUACCAGAUAUAACAAAAAAAGUGCCAAAAGCAUGGGAACUUGGCAAAUGGCAGUUUUUUGAGUCUAUUUUCCAGAAAAAUGUAAUUUCCUGGAAAAUAAUGGAAAUUUUGAAAGUAAGAGAGAGUGAGGGAUAGAAUUUAGCAUCGAAAAUUAACUGCUUGUGAGAAAAAUUACUGCAUUUUUUGAAGAAGAAAAAAAUCUAAAAAUAAAAUGUGGAGGAAUUCGUCGAAUUUUUAGAGAAAUGAGAAAUACUUAAUGAAGACUGUCUUAAGCAGAAAAAAAUUACAUUUAAUUUGAGGCAAAUUUGUAGGAUAUUCUUCAAUGCUGGAAGAGAUUUUUUUUUAGAUAAACUCCAAAAGAAUAAGAGGAAAAAAACAAGUAUUAUUGUAAAGAUGGAGAUUGAGGAAAUAUUUGGACAUUGCAUAUAACCCUUUUUUCUCUGUUUCCAAUCGAACCUUUUUCCGUUUUUCUAAUUACAUUUUGACUUGCGCAAUCAACACACAAGUGAACAUAUCGUCGAGGCGAAAGAUAAAUUUUUCACAGUUACACACAAAAGAAAAGAUCAAAAAAUAGAAAAAUAAAUCACUGAAGACGAGAAAGAGCUACAAAAAAAAAAGAAUAUGCUUGAAAGAGUUAAAUAGCAGACUUGCAUAAUUUAUAGUCUAAAAAAAAAGUAAAAAUAAAUUUGAAGAACAAUCAAUAAUACUAAGAGCGAUAAAAUUUAUUUCGAAAAUAUAUGAAAAUUUUGGGGCUGAUAAGCUUUCUAGUCUUUUUUGUACCAUUUUGUGAAAUUUUAUUGAAAGAAAAAAAAAACAAAAGUGACAAUUUAACAAUAAUUUGAGGGCUUUUAUGUGACCGUGUGUAAUGUAUUUUAUGUCUUUUUGUAUUGUAAAUAUGAAAAUAAAAAGUGAGGAAAAUGAA